AUGGCACGAUACCAAUAUCAGCAUCUUCAGGACGGCCGUAGUUUUAGACUGUUGAGUCUACUACCCGGAAACGAUCCAGCCGAUCCUAUUCGCUGUCAACUCCAGGUUCAUUAUCUGACGGAAGGCGGCCAGAUCCCGCAGUACACAGCGCUCUCCUACGUCUGGGGUGACCAGAACCUCGACGUUCAUGUUGAAUGCGAGGAUGGUAUAUUACCUGUUAACAGGGGUUGCUUCCAGGCUUUACGUUCCCUUCGAUACUUGAUGCGCAACCCUAGUCGAGGUUUGGCUUUUACACCCUACUUCUGGGUUGAUGCGAUCUGCAUCAAUCAAUCGGACGAACGCGAAAAGAGUUCCCAGGUUCGGUUGAUGGGAGAUAUCUACCGUUCCGCAGAGACAGUCCUGUGCUUCAUUGGCGACUCUUUCGCACAGGAAGAUCUGUACGUGUCUAAUCAUUGGGGGCCGAAAUCUGGGGCCAGGAGGCGUUUCUUUCGCCGGGAUUCUCGUGCUUCAGAAGGCUGGAAGGCUGACAGGGAUAUCAUAGGGGUAAACAACAUAAGAGAGUCUGCAGUGCGGAAACUCUUCGAAUCGCAGUAUUGGACAAGAUUGUGGACGUUCCAGGAAGCGCUCCUUUCUCACCGCAAAAUCGUGUUAUCGGGGACUGAUAUGAUAGAAUGGGAAUCGAUUGGGACUAUGCUUCAACAAGCGGCUGUUGUGAAGCGCGAAGGGAUCAAUCAUUCACUGCCGAAAGCAAUUCACUUCCAUUCUCUUACGACUACUAGUCCUAUGCUCCGCCUCCUUCUUGAUAGAGACGGUGCGGAUAUUACCAAGCGAUUCAACAAAACUUAUACACAGAGUUUGUCGUUGGAGAUAUCUCGAAUAUUGUCUUUCUCUGAGGAACUCGAAACAUCUGAACCGCGAGACAAAAUUUACGCCUUGACAGGUGUUAUGGCGGCGUUGGAAGUUGACCUCGUGAUCGACUACUGCAGGCCGAUGGCAUUGAUAUACAAAGAUAGCAUCAGAACCUUCUCUACGAAAACAUGGUCCUUCGACGAAUUCGCAAUCAAGUCUAAGGAUUUCUCUUUCACACUCUUAGAUCUGGGGUUCAGCAACACUUUUCAUCGGCCACGCUCGCUCCCGAUCAGAACUAAGGAGAGUUCACCUGUGAGCCGACUCGUUAAGACAACCCCUAUACAGACUACACAGCUCCUAUGUUAUGGUGAGGGCAUAGCAGAAGCGCUUAUGAAUAAAUCGUUGACUAGGGCGGUCCGAGGUAGAACACCUCACUUCAUCAAAGAAGAAGUAAACUCCUCUGAAAACGAUGAUGAAUCCGACUCGUCAAUUUCUUCGUCAACCAAUAAAUCAGUUGAAUUGAGCUUUCCUCUACUUGCCCAUUCACUCGCUCGCUCGUUCUCGAUACGUAAGAGGGACUGGCUCAUAUCAAGGGUUUCCUCGCAGCUAGGGCCUAUAUUGAACCAAUGUGUCAGAAACGAGGAAAGUGGUAGGCACCAUCAAGUUACAACUCGCCCAGGCGAACAUAUUAGCAGUCAGGAGAUACCUCCUACAGAUCGGCGUCACAAGAAUCAGAGAAGACGGCGGGGCCAGGAUGAGCAUAGCGACGACGAAGACGAUCAGGAACACCCUAGGAAGAAAAACAAAGGAAAUGAAGUGGAUGAGAUCAAGAAACUGCUAGCAUGCCCAUUCCACCAAAGAAAUCCACAUAGGCCGUCAGUCAACCGCUCAUGCGGCGGUCCAGGGUGGGAUCGUAUUUCUAGACUAAAGGAACAUCUUUACCGAGUUCAUUUUGUACACCGCUGUCGGAGAUGCAUGUCGAGGUUCGAAACGGCCUCUGAGCUAGACAGUCAUUAUGAAGACGUGACCUCGUGUACGGUAUCAUCAGUUCCUGUUGAUCCAAUGGAGGGAUUCAAUGAGAAGCAGCGAGAGAACCUGAAAUGUAGACGCGUACAGGAAUGGAAGGAGAUUUACCAGAUUUUGUUCCCGGAUGAUGAUGAGAUGUCUAUACCGUCACAACAUUACGCCAGUGUCAUCACCAUCGCUGAUAUCCUGGAUCAGUUCGAUCGCGCCUACCAGGAGGAAGUCGAACGGCAGCUCCCUGGGCGUGUGAGAUCUGUUCUAGAAGCCCUACCGUCUAGACCGAGUUCGUCCAUCCAAGACGAGAUUUUACUCAUGGUAAACGACAUAAAUAGCACAGUGAUAAAUUCCUUCAGGCGACGAAUGGCGGGUGCGAUGCUGGACAACUCCGACCCGGCUCCUCGAGAGGAGUCAGAGGUAACGACGUCAAGGGUCGAGCCUAACUUGGAUAAUCCAGCAAGUUUCUUUCUAGAAUACUUUAACAAUCUCGGCCAUGGAUCCAGCAUGUCGCAGCACCUAGGCAAUGGUUCAGGGUUUGACUAUAACAAUAUCCAGCAUCCUACGGCCAACGUGUAUGCUAGUGAACCAGACUUCGACGUCAACCUAUCACAACUCGGAAAUUUCCAUGGGGCCUACGACGAGAGACUUAACGCUCUCCCUGUCGUUCAAGAUGGAAAUAUAACUAUGUCAGGAGUACCCCAUACACUGAAUCAGAUUGAUAACCAUGACGGACAUUCGACUGAUGAAUGGACUGUGGUGGAAACUCCUCCAGAGGAUAGCUCAUGA
Messenger RNA from Daldinia caldariorum, 2655 nucleotides. RefSeq names its product heterokaryon incompatibility protein-domain-containing protein. The transcript has 3 exons. NCBI's taxonomy places the organism in Eukaryota, Fungi, Ascomycota, Sordariomycetes, Xylariales, Hypoxylaceae. The record is from RefSeq and is a predicted model, not a curated record. The coding region runs from base 1 to 2655 and encodes 884 amino acids.